Halteromyces radiatus is the source of this 948-nucleotide messenger RNA. RefSeq names its product cyclin-domain-containing protein. Gene Ontology annotation, biological process: regulation of cyclin-dependent protein serine/threonine kinase activity. The transcript has 2 exons. Lineage: Eukaryota; Fungi; Mucoromycota; Mucoromycetes; Mucorales; Cunninghamellaceae. Gene Ontology annotation, molecular function: protein kinase binding; cyclin-dependent protein serine/threonine kinase regulator activity. The record is from RefSeq and is a predicted model, not a curated record. Gene Ontology annotation, cellular component: nucleus; cyclin-dependent protein kinase holoenzyme complex. Bases 63 to 803 code for a protein of 246 amino acids.
UUUUUUUAUUCUUUACUCCUUUUUGUUCUUUUUACCUUUUUUUCUUUUCUCUUUUCAAUUCGAUGACCCAUGGACUACAUACUUUUGACCUUGGCAAACAUGCUCCUUCUUCUACUAUAAAGAUGCUUGCUUGCUUACUAGAACGAAUCACAAAGACAAAUGACAAACUUGUGGGUGAUAUCAAGAAACCAAUGAAAAGAACGCCUUAUAUAUCUUUCCAUGCUCAAUCUUUACCUACUAUUGAUAUUGAAGCUUACCUUACUCGUAUACUUAAGUAUUGUCCUUGUGCAAAUGAAUGUUUUCUCUCUCUUUUGGUUUAUUUUGAUCGUAUGAGUACCUCAGGUUUGAGGAUUGACUCUUACAAUAUACAUCGAUUGAUGAUUACUGGCAUCAUGGUUUCAAGUAAAUAUUUUUCUGAUGUGUUUUAUACCAAUACAAGAUAUGCAAAGGUAGGCGGCAUCCCUGUUACUGAAUUAAAUGCUUUGGAAUUGACAUUUCUCAAACUCAACAAUUUUAAUCUCAAUAUCUCACUGGAAGAAUUGGAAUUAUAUGGUGAUCAAUUAUUGGAACAUUGGAUUAGAGAAAAAAGAAGAUCAUUACAGCAUUCUACAAAUCAACCAAUAUCAACAAAGAGGUCAUCAUUACCCAUUGGCUCUCCUUCACCUAUCUCUCCUACUGCGACUACUACUACUACCACACCACACUCAAGAUGUAGUCAUGAUCAUACUGUUUUACAUUAUAAUCAUGCUUUAGGUUAUGAAAGAAUGAUGAUCAUGAAUGAUGAUGCACACUCUCCUGCUUGAUGCACACUCUCAUGACAACAACAACAACGCGUUCAUGACAAACAAUUUUCAAUACCAUCUUUUUAGUUAUACUUUAUUGUUAGAUAUCCCGCCAUUCAUCCUUCUUUUUUUCCAAAAAAAAAAAAUAAAGUUUCUUUUUUAUAUC